Molecule: messenger RNA, 723 nt
Organism: Pieris macdunnoughi
Lineage: Eukaryota; Metazoa; Arthropoda; Insecta; Lepidoptera; Pieridae
Source: the annotation of a GenBank genome assembly
AUGUUGGAGGCGGUGUUCCUCGGACCUGACAGUUUGAAUUUGACUGGUUAUCUUGAAGUAUUUUGGAGAAGAUUGGUGCUGCUCGCCAAAUUACUGGUUAUCUACUUCCGGAUACUGAACAGACUUAUUUAUGAGUUGAAGGUGCCGGCGACUGUGAUGAUGGCACCGAGUGUUUUCCAAAGAACCAAAUCACCGAGAUCUUCGCCAGGAAAUGUACCACGUAAACUUCAGAAUGGUAAAGGAACUACUAACGUGAGCCAAGCUGUAAGCCAAGCAGAGAACACAGCAGACUCCAGCCCGGGCAACUCAAUUUCCGACGCAGAGAACUUCGAAUGCUAUGGAGAAGCUGAUGGAGACACAUCUAGCAAUGCAUUAGAAAAUGGAUCCCGAAGUCCUGGGAAUAAUCUCAAUCGACAUUCAUGGACGAGAACUAGCUUACGACGGACUCCUCCAAGUCAUCAAGAAAACCUGCCACAUCGCAGAUGGGGAUCCAUGAGGCAUUCUGGGAAACGACAAAUCGGUUCCAAUGUCUUAGCAAGCCAAUUGUACCGGUCGUCGUCCUUCAACUCGUCUGGCUGCGGGUCGGGGGGAGAGCCAGCUGACGAUAUGUACUCAGAUGUUUCAUUAGAAGAAGAUGUGCAGGGACUUAACUAUAAGUUGGAAACAUUUGGAGUCAAUAUAACAAUAGCAAGUGAAAACUGCAACGCUCUGACUGUACAAUAA